This is a messenger RNA of Oreochromis niloticus (Nile tilapia), 3579 nucleotides long. Its product is annotated as dematin. Gene Ontology annotation, biological process: actin filament bundle assembly; cytoskeleton organization; lamellipodium assembly. Gene Ontology annotation, cellular component: actin cytoskeleton; plasma membrane. The coding region runs from base 369 to 1607 and encodes 412 amino acids. The transcript is spliced from 18 exons. Gene Ontology annotation, molecular function: actin filament binding. The record is from RefSeq and is a predicted model, not a curated record. NCBI's taxonomy places the organism in Eukaryota, Metazoa, Chordata, Actinopteri, Cichliformes, Cichlidae.
GCUCUGCUUUGUGCCACCUCGCUUUAAAAACGCUGGAUACGCCCCUGCACAGGCAUGUUGCAGCGUCAUGUUUAACCCCCCCGCUGCUGUGAAUGGACCAGUCCAGAGAGAGAGAGUGGUAGAGAGACAUAGAGGGGUAGUGGGCAGAGAUAGUGAGAGGCACAGUGCCGCUAUCACCCAGAGCAGGUGGUGACGAGCUGCUGGAUGUUUCUGAGCAGCAGCGCUGACGCUCGCAGGAGACGCUGAGCUGAUGGAUUCGUGGUCCUGAGAAGGAAAUCGGCAGAAAUCGAACAUGUGCUGAAGAGACCCGAAGACGAACAGACAUGAUCCCUUUAUCUCCCUGAGGAACUGACCAAUCAGUAGUCAGGAUGAUGCCCAAGCAGCAGCUGGCGCAGACGUCCCCGGGGAGUGUGUUGUCGCUCAGAGGCACCAGCGUCCCAGGAUCCCCUGCUGCUGCCAUCGUGGCCAGAGUGGAGGACGGGGUUAUCGGCUAUAAGGACUUGGCAGCCUUACCGAGAGACAAAGCCAUCCUGGACAUCGAGAGACCCGAUCUGAUGAUCUACCAGCCGCACUACAGCUACAGUCCUCUGGAGAGGUCCUUGUCUCCUCGCUCCAUCUCUCCUCCUCCCUCCCCAGAGAAUCUGUCCAAGGAGACAAGGGAGUGGGUCGAGAGCCGAUCACCUGGAGGGUCCUCGCCUGGUUCCACCAUCCCGAGCACCAGAACCCACAGCACACACACCCCAUCAACGCCAAACACACCAACCACACCCAACACGCACUCGUCUGGUACCGUGAAGAGCACCGUGCAGCAUUUCCACAGGCCAGAAAAUGGUACCAACAUCUACAAGAAGCCUCCCAUCUACAAACAGGAUGUGUCGUCCUCUUCGGUCCCUCAGGGGAAACACAUCGAGGAUUUGAUCAUCGAGUCUUCAAAGUUUCCUGCAGCUCAGCCUCCAGACCCGAACCAGCCCUCCAAGAUCGAGACCGACUACUGGCCCUGCCCCCCCUCGCUGGCCGUGAUUGCAGAAAAGGAAUGGAAGAGGAAGGAGCAGAAAGUCGAGGAGGAGGAGGAGGAGGAUGGAGAGCUGGAUGAUGAGCUGUGGGGACUCAGAAAGCUUCAGAAGCAAGAGCUGAACAAGAUUGAGUCCAAUCUGGGCAAAAUUAUCCUGAAGGAGGAGCUGGAGAAGUCUGCAGCGCCUCUGAGGAGGAAAACACGCUCUUUACCGGAGCGCAGCCACAACGCCGGGUCCAACGCCUCCAGGUCCGUGUAUUUCCCAGCGUCCUCUAAGAGCGGCCUGUCCAGGCUGCGCUCGGCCGAGUUCAGCUCCUCGGAGAAACCCGCUGCAGGGCUUCAGAACGAGGACUCGAGGAUGGACAGAGGGAACUCUCUCCCCAGCAUGCUGGAGCACAAGGUUUAUCCCUACGAGGUGCUGGUGGUGACUCACAGAGGACGCGGCAAACUGCCCCCCGGUGUGGAUCGGACACGGCUGGAGAGGCACCUCUCUCAGGAGGAGUUCUUCAGCGUUUUCGGGAUGUCCGUCGAGGAGUUCGAUCGCCUCUCCCUCUGGAAGAGGAACGACCUGAAAAAAAAGGUCUGUCUCUUCUGAAGCUGCUCGCCCCACAGUCCCUCGCUUCCAGCCGGUGGGACAUCGAACCAAAUGGACUCAUCAUCGUCAUCAUCAGCCGACACCCUCACUUCAGUUUGUAGACACCUCAGGAGGCUUCAGGUUUGCAGAGAAACACGAGUGCUGCACAUAUUAACGUCACCGGUUAUCUGCAGAACGUUAGCAAUGAAGGACGGAGCGAGCACAAAUAAUACAUCACAGAACAAGGACGAGUCUGCGGUCUGUGGCGGUUUGUGACGGGUCGGCGCUCUCACAAGACCCUCUGAACCUCUGCAUCCCAGCCACAGUCGGACAUCCGGCCAACAUUCCUGCUGACUCCGAGUCAGCUCCCGGACUGACAAACAAAACCUGUUGCAAUCUUUAUACGAAGAAUUAAUCCUACUGGCUUAGCCAGCUAUGAUGUCAUAGUGACAGCACUUCUUUCCAGCAUCAAAGAGAAAAACAAGCAGACGGUUUGAUCGCAGUCACUCGACUUCAGUCACGACAGACUGAACGUCUCUCUUAAACCUGCAGCCGGCGGACAAACUAACCCAGCGUGGUUUAGUUGAUGAUGUCAGCAUGUCGUUUAAUCACAACAAAAUAUAAAAACCGUCUUUAGACAUUUUAUUUGACCUUAAAAAACAAAAAGUGGAAGACAUUAAAUAAUAAUAUAAAAGCUCAGCUUGAACUGAGUUCAUAAAGAAACAUUGUGACUGAUUUUUCUGCCCAUCAUAUGAGAACAUGAGGCUAAAAAGUACUAAAAAGCUGCUAAUUAAAGACCGUAAGCUGACUAAAAGGAACAAAUCAUUUCUGCCUCAAGUGGCGAUUACAGGAACUGCAGUUUUCUGUCAACCAAGGAGGCCACGCCCCUAAUAAUACAAACUUUGAGACUUUAAUAAGUUUCUUAAAGUAAUAGACACGCCCAACCCGACCCCCAGUACAGCUGACAGUCGCCUCACAGCUGGGGAGCUCUUACUGACGGAGUUUGAGGACAGACUAUCCAAUCAGGAGCCCCCUUUAAGCUCAAAGGGCGGUCCCUUUCCUCUUCUCCUCUCGUUGGCUCCGGUUGCUUCAAAGCUCGUUCAUCAUGCGUUGAUCCACAGCCUCCGCUGGCUGCGAUGAAACCGUCUCCUCCCAGUUUUUUUCUUUCUAGUUCAGCAGAAGCCACUGCCACACACACACACACACACACACACACACGUUUUCAUAUCUUAGUGACGACAUCUAAUUGACAUAAUGCUAACCAUCAGAAAUGAAUGCCUAACCCUAAACUGUGACCCUGACACUAACACCACCUUUAAACUCGGGGACGGGCACUUUGUCCCCAUAAAGGCUGUUGGUCUCCACAAGUAUAGUAACAUGCUGGUUUUCUGUCCUCACAAAGAUAUCUAAACAGGUACACACACACACACACACACACAUACACUUCUGAGAGAUGUUUGCAGCGCAGGCUGAGCUCUGACGGCUCUGCUUCCUCCAAUCAGCGUCUGCGAGUGUUGCUUAGUGACCAAAUGAUGUGCAGCUAUUUUUUAACCUACAUAAAGAAAGUGGCAUGUUUGUUAUUAAUGGAGUCUAACUAAAAAUGAAAUAAUAGAUCCUGAAUGUUGACGAGAACACGGCGGGCGAGUUCAGCUCUUCCGUACGUGUGACGUCAUCACUCUUUGUUAAAUAUAUGUAAUGAAACAUCCACCAGCUGCACUGAAUAUCAGCAUGUUUCACAGCUGUAGGUGGUUAAACCCUCGCGGGCUGGACUCAGGACCGGAUUUAAAGGUGUCAUUUUUAAUGUGUUGGUAAAUCAAGGCCAGCAGGUCAGAACCAGAGAGGUGAUUUCCUCCCUCCACGAGGUGCAAUCACAAAGUUCUGCAACAAAUAAAAAUCAAACAUGUUUCUGGAUUCGUACGGUGACCUCUCAUGUCCUCUGUUCUUCGUUGAACCUUCACUAACUAACCCGACUUUCAUGUGGAGGCGAUGACUC